This is a messenger RNA of Paraglomus brasilianum, 1551 nucleotides long. NCBI's taxonomy places the organism in Eukaryota, Fungi, Glomeromycota, Glomeromycetes, Paraglomerales, Paraglomeraceae. The record is from the annotation of a GenBank genome assembly.
AUGGCAAUUACUAUUACAUCGAUUCGUGCCGGAGAGGCCUGGAGUGAGAGAAAUCUAUCAAACGGUUGUCUCGACGAAUUCCGCCAAGAUUUCUCGGCAGAAAGUUCACACAUUGAGCCUAUAUUCCACCAUGUCGGAACCACUGUUGAUUUAUCGAUUGAUCUCAUGACCUACACCUUGCAAUAUUAUCCUGUAGCAAUUUCUAAUGGCGACGUCAUUUAUGAUGUACAACUAAACAACGUAGAAGAAGAUAAUAGUGCAGACAACUGGGCGCUAUUCCAAGUGACGAACUUACGUAGCCCGCCUGAUGAAAUCACCCUUAGACAAAUAUUAUCGGACACGCACGUCAACUUCGAAAUCAGUGCAUAUGAUGGGGCGAGUGCUCGCAUUAAAAUAUGUUUCCGCGACAACGACAUGCGUUCAUCUAUCGUGUCUUGUCUGCGUAACUCACCCGAAUUGAUCAGACUAAGUAGCAACGGAUUUGAUGACUGGUGCCCAACCGAUUCCCUCACUGUCCAGCUAAUGUGCUUGAUGCCGCCAAGCGAUACAGAUAAUGAUAGUCAUGAAGAAUGGGUUGAUGAGAGAGAACUAGUAGAUCAAAUACUUCCGGGUGGUGAGCAGGACAGCAGUGAGCAAGGCAGCAGCGCUGGACAACUUGUGAGGGAUCCAUUGAUAUUGAGGACACUUUCUCCCGGAGCAAGAUAUGUCGAUGUUAGAGAUCACGGUAAUGGGUGUUAUGGAGUCAUCUGGAGUUCAGAUAGAUCUUCGUUCUUGCACUGCAUCAAUAAUUUGAAUGCACUAAUUAAAGCUGUGAAGGCAAAAUGUUUGGAUCCUCUUAGGGCGAUUCUCUGGUAUCGUUUCCAAAUAGCAGCUAAUUCUGCGUUGAAACUAUGUGAUGCCAUUUCUGCCAUCAGAAACUCGGUUGGAAAUGCAUUCUUCCGACUUGUGUUUGGGGAUGUAGGUGCAACUCUGACACCUAAAAUAGAAGCGCUUGAUAACGUAAUAACAGAUCUGCUGGAUGUGCUGAAACAUCGGAAUCCCGAGGAUUACUUGGACCAAGCACUAGGCAAGUCCUCGAGCAAUCAAAUCUUUGAAAGGGUUAUCCGUUGCUUCAAUGAACUGGGCGAUCAAUUGAAACAAACAGAGGAAUCUAUGAAAAAAUUUGUUAAACGACAGGAAACGGUUGGAUUAAUUGGAUCGACGGUAGAAUUCGCCGCCGUAAUUUGCGUCAGUGGACUUGCAACGUCUUUAUAUAAAGGAUGGCAAACUAUUGGUUGGAAAAUGAAAACCGCACAAGUAUUAGGGAUCUUUGGGUCAGUUGGCGUAGUGUUCUUGGUCAAUCAAUUGAAGGAAGUUGCAAUUAUCUGCGGAAAGACUGUUGAAAACGUCCAACUGCUACAAAAUACUUUGGGGAGACUUCUUCAACAGGCUGGCGAAGAUUUCAGACUUGCUAAUAAUAACGGACAGGCCAAAGUUGAAUUACUUAUUGCGGGACUUGAGAGAUUCCAAUUGGCUCUUCGACGUCAGGGGGAAGGAUUCACAAGACAAUAA